Pantherophis guttatus is the source of this 1936-nucleotide messenger RNA. RefSeq lists its product as uncharacterized. The record is from RefSeq and is a predicted model, not a curated record. NCBI's taxonomy places the organism in Eukaryota, Metazoa, Chordata, Lepidosauria, Squamata, Colubridae.
GAGCCCAGCCUAAGUCAACAGUAGGUGGUGGCUUGGCUUUGAUGGGCCAGAAUCUAACAGUGGGGAUCCCAUGGAAAGGGGGUAAAACAAGCAAACGAAUCCCGCCACGAAAGACAAAGAAGAGAAGUAAUCAUAUCAUUUCAAAAACGCUAGGAAAAAUCCAGGGAUUGUGUAGAAAAUUAUGGCUGGGAAAUUGUUUCCUGAAACGUAUAUCGGCGAUUCCGAGGAAGCGUGUAGAAAAAAUCUGUCUGGAAAGAAGCAUUACAUCCCCCAAAGAGACAUCAAGUCUGCAAGCCUCUUGAGCUUUGAUAACAUAUCUCAUGACAGUGAAAAUUUGGUGGAUUCUGGAGAACUCAAGGAGCAAUUGACUUCUGAAGGAAUUCCCCACAAUGAAGAGGUGUAUGUUGGCAAAGACAAAGAGACAGAGCAAGUGCCCAGUAGUUAUCAGAAGGAAGAACAGGAAGGAACUCAAGAGCAACAGAAAUCACAAUAUACCAAUUUGCUUGAUUUUAGAUGGCUACAGGAGAAGGAGGAGGAAGAGGCAUCUCACCAGGAUGACUCUAGUAGCAUGCUGGAGGAUCUUAACAGCCAAGGGCUAUUGGCGAAACAUUCAACCUGUGAUGUUCAGGAAGGGCUGUGGCCUCCUCCUGGGGACAAUACUGAAGAACAUCUGGAGACCAGAGUGAAUGAGGUAUCUUUGUUAGAUAGUUUUGAAUCUGAUGGAAAACUACUGACAAACGCCAAUCUUUCCAAGUCCAGCUGCUUGGACAGCAGUUCCGUGGACCACGAGGGCUACUAUCUGUGUGAUGAGGAAGCCCUUUUAAAAGAAUCCAGUGCUUCCACCGGCUAUUAUCCCUGCUAUCGAACGUAUGUGGAGUUCCCCCGGUACCAGCCUUCCAACACGAGUGACCUCAGGGAGCAGAAAGGAAGUCCCUGCGAUGCCAGUGUCCAAUGUGAUGGGUGUCUGGAGGAAGAAGCUAUCGGCAGGGAGAAAAAAAUAGUGGAACUUAAUAAUAACUUCAAAGAGCUUAAGGUAUCAGUGGCUCUCCAGGAUUCUCCCCACGGUCAACCAACUGGAGGCUCCAGGCCUGGAUCUGGUGGGAGAAAGCUGGAAGGACCUGGAGGGAGGCGUUUGAGGCCAUCCAGCAGUGACCAAGAGUCAGGUAGCGCUCGGAAGGAACCAGAGGGAAUUCUGAAGCCCCGCACCCCAGGGAGCUCCCCAUACAAGUCGAGUGCAAGGCUCAAAACCUCCAAAGAGCCACCAGCCUCAAUACCACGGAACAACCUCCUGCUGCCCACAGCCAACAUCAGCAGGAAAUCUCCCCAGAAACGGAAGCACAGAAGCGGCCAAGCAGAUGAGAAGGAGCAGGCCACUGUUAUGGAACUAAAGCCACUGCUCCAAGACCAGCGCUCACUGCCCCCGAGUCCAGAGGCCAAGGCAGGAUCUCCAGGAAUCCGCUGCUAUCGCACAGAGCAAUCAGGGGAAAAUAGCCAGGUCCAACCUACAAAAGACAAAAAAAGCCCCAGCCCUCGGCAGCUGCCUCCUGCUGUGGCCUCCGCCAUAGCAGCUGAGUCUCCCCCGAGUUCUGAAAUGCCCCACACCGCCUCCUCCCGUCUCAGCUUCCACACCAUCGUCUCCUGGGUCUGGAAUAUCUUCAAGAGACCACCAUCGGCGCAACCGCAGCCUAGUACCAGCGGUGAAACGGAAAUAGGAGGCAGCAGGCAGUCGCUGACCUCUCGGCUAAGACUGUGGCUCACUCAACGCAGCAGCCGCAUUCACCCCAGGCCACCGUGAUAUUGGUCAUCCAUCUCUGGGGAGAGUCAGCUCCUUGGGGGAUGUGAAAUAUUUUUCAGAAACUGAUGGUUUCCAUUAAAAACUUCUGCUUUCCUCUUUUGUGCCAAAAAGAGAGAGGGAGAGUGGAAAAAGUGGAAUAUA